Messenger RNA from Iphiclides podalirius (scarce swallowtail), 1197 nucleotides. The record is from the annotation of a GenBank genome assembly. Lineage: Eukaryota; Metazoa; Arthropoda; Insecta; Lepidoptera; Papilionidae.
AUGUGCCAGGUGCAUUUCGGAUUUCACCGACGCCGCACCACCCGUAAACCUUCGGGAGCGGGGGCCAUGAGUGGCCAAGAGGAAGGUAACCUCUAUAAAAAAUCCCCCAACCCUAAGGUCGAGCGUGCCGACGGGCAGCCCCAUCGUAUCUGGGGGGGGGGCAACACACUGCUUUACGGCGAUGCAUCGGCAUCGUCCGUGGAUCCCCUGAGAACCGGGGAUCAAUACAGGGAGGAAGGAUCUGUGCCUGGUACCACAGCGGUCCCAGCGCGAAGCUCACGUGGAAGACGGGGUAGACGGGGGCGCUUAGCACGCCCAUGCACUUUAGAAGGACAAGGUGAAGCCACAGCCACAGAAGGGGAAGACAAAGUAACAGAGUACGAUACCGAGGAGGAUUUCCAGGACCUGUCGGGUAUGAAGUCCAGAGGAAAGACUGUCUUACCUAACCCAGAAGUGUUAGAACUGGAGUUGAAAUCUCAAACCAACAGAACGAUCGAAAAUCACAUAGAUCUUCAGCUCCAGGAGAUUGAAAAGGUUGCGGAUCGCUCCCGUAACUUAAAAGGGUGUUUCGUCCGUGGUUUAAGAUCGGCUGUCACUAACGUGAGAGCUGCAACCAAUGAACUUUCGAGGAGGUCCGGUACUACCGGAAUUGUGGCAAGACUGGAAAAAGAAAACGCUGAACUACGUUCAGAGCUUUCCAGUCUUGCCGGUAGGAUGGAGAAACUUACGGAAGAAAUUAAACACCUCCGUAAGCAGACCCAAGAACGAGCCAGUAAGACCCACUCUUCUGCUGAGUAUACUACGCCAUCAGGUUCCAGGUAUAAGAGCGAUGAGGAGAAGACGAUGGAACGCAUUGGGGCCUUGGUUGAGAGUAAGCUGGCUGCUUUUGAGGCCAGAUUAUUCCCAGGUGCCACGCAUCGUCAGCCAUUGGGAACGAAGACUAUAGCAACUACUGAGUCGGUGCAGUCGCUGUCCAAAUCAGCGAAACCUAAGCGGAAGAGGAAAAGGGCCUUUCAGCCAUCGGUACUGGAUUUGCCCCCAGUAACUGAGCCCUUGCAUCAAUUAACAGCAUCUGCAGAGAAGAACACGUGGGCAACUGUCACUAAGAAGCCUAAGGCCCAAAAGAUAAUCAAUACUUGGGCAAGGAGACCGGAAAAGAAAAGAACAAGGCGCUUCGUGCCCCUGCGUCUGCGGCUG